UCCCAGGGCUUCGCGAAUCCCGCUCAAGAGUCGUUCAUCUUCCCGCCGACUGCCGGGGUGGGAUACGCGUUGUAGGCCUCCUUUCGCUGACCCACGCGGCCGCUGCUCACGUUCCUGUUCCCAGCUCCGACGACGGGUGGUACGAAAUCGCGCGCUUGCGCUACGUCGGAAACUGUGCGUGUUACCUCGUUACCGACCUCCUCUGCCGCGGUUGCCUGACACACAGGCAGCCUCGGAUCCGAGCUGCAUCGUCAGCACGCUCGUGUGGGUGCACGGCACAUACGCGCUGCUGCUGAACGGGUCGAUCGUCCUCACG
This is a messenger RNA of Mycena citricolor, 316 nucleotides long. NCBI's taxonomy places the organism in Eukaryota, Fungi, Basidiomycota, Agaricomycetes, Agaricales, Mycenaceae. The record is from the annotation of a GenBank genome assembly.